AUGGCGCUUAGCAUUUUUGUUAGCAUUGAUAGUAACUUUAAAAUGAAAAUACUUGCCCAGGAUUUAAUAAAAUAUGAGAUAUUUGCUGAUUAUAACUGGAUAUUACAAUGUAUAUUAGAAGCUACUGAUAAUCUCUCACCUAGAGUAUUAUUCACUGAUAGCAAUCUAGCAAUGUUAGCUGCUGUACAG
This is a messenger RNA of Dentiscutata erythropus, 189 nucleotides long. NCBI's taxonomy places the organism in Eukaryota, Fungi, Glomeromycota, Glomeromycetes, Diversisporales, Gigasporaceae. The record is from the annotation of a GenBank genome assembly.